CUUUCAACAAACUUAUAUCAUGUUAAGACUAUACGAGUUAAAAAGUAAUUUUCUCUCUCAAUUUUUUUUUUUAAUUUUCUCGUUCUGUAAACAAGGAUCGACUGUACAACGUAAAUGAGCAGUUAAGACGUCAAAACAAUGUUAAAAGACAAAGACAUUUGAGUAAGAAUUAUCUUUUGCUAGAGGACCAAGUUGAUAAUUCAUUAUAAGUCUAUAUACCUUCUCCCGUUGUUGAAACUGCCCGUUGUGCAAGCUCAGAAAGGACAUUGAGUUGACCAUUGAUAAACCAAAAAACGGAAAGUGACCUGAAUAUUGAAUAUUAAGAACCAUCUCAUAAACCUAAGCUAUGUGUAUAAGGAAAAAUUUGCCAACGGACAGAAACGAGCAAGUUGGCUUACUCGAGUACAGUGAGCUCAUUGUGUAAUUUUCGUAAAUUGACCCAAUUAAUGACCAUUACAAGAACGCAAUGACACGAAUUGUGCAAUUCUAAGCUAUAUAAUUUUAUUAAAUAAUAUCCGUGAAUUAAAAUGAACACAUCUACAUCUACAAAUAUAUUAUAGCAAAGUUGUGAGUAGUUUUUAGCAUUUCAAAUUUUCUACAAUGAGAGCGAAAGUAGGAAGGAUAAUUAUGUCUUUAUAAUCAUUAUUGAUUUUUUAUUCAUAAGAAAAAAAUACAUCAAUCUCGGGAUUUGAACCAUGGUCUUUUCAAAUGAAGACAACAACCAUUACCAAUUACAUUAAAAAAUAUUUUGUAUAUUUUUAAAUACAAAAUCUAAAAAUCUAAAAUCUAAAAAUCAUAUGACUUUACAUCUACUGUUAGGUAGCCCAUAACUCUCCCGUAAGUACUUUAUUUGUUAUAUGAUACUUACUUUCAUAUUUUGAUCAUUGUAAUUUGAGUUUAAUAAUAAAUUUAAUUAUGUCUAUCUUAUAAAUAGAGGAUAAUUUUAAAAUUGCAACCCAAAUCAUUGAUUCGAAUAUUGCAUAUUGAAUUGCAGUAUUGAAUGUGUAGAUGUGAUGUAGAAUUCCUAACUUGGUAUUAAUUUUUAGAACUAUUAAAGCAAUGAUAUUGUUCUGCAAAUUGUAAGUGACCAAUUUUUUGAAAUUUCUAGUUGGGUUAACCGUUAAAUCCUAUCUCUUGAUAAAAUAGCAUGAUUGGAAAAAUGGGUGAGUUUAACAGAACACAAUUUUUGAAUACUAAUUUUUUGAGAUGAUUUUAAUUGUUUAAAUCUUUUUAUCUUAUAUGAAAAUUGACCAUAUUUAUCAUUCAUAGUUACUUAGUUUAAUAUGAAAUAAAUGCAGUACAAGACAAAUCGUGAAAUUCGGGCUGGAGUUUUCAUGAACGCAUUUAUGUGGUCAUGUGCAUUAGCAAAAUAGGUACCACAAGAUAGUUUAAUUUUUUUGUUGAGUGAAUAAGAUUGUCCUUCAACUAAAUUUAGAGUAUGUUGGUUGAUAAAUAAUUUUUCCAUUGCAUAGAGUAUGGAUGAAAAAUGUUAUUUUCUUACUAAUUUUGUUAUUGUAUUGUGCAGAAUACUUUAAGAUUUAGAUAUUACUAUAUAUGCAUUGUUUCUCAAGCAAAAGAAAUAAAUAUUGACUAAAGGUUAUGUUCAUGAGUUUCUUAUUUAUGCUAUGCUUUUUCAGACAAACUAUUUUUCUGUUAUGUCAAUUUUCUUUUCAACCAUAAGCAACUAAGUGAUUACAUCAUUAAAUAGACAAGUUAUGAAUGAUUAUUCAUGAGUGUUAUAAACAAGGUUGUUGCACCAAUAACGAGCGACUAGUUGGACAAGGUCCAACGAAAGUCGAGCUAAAAAACGAGCUCUACAAAAUCAAGGUUCUGAUCGUUAGAGAGGUCAAAGGGAUAAGAAAAGAGAGAGAAGGGAGAGGGGGAGAGACAAGGGGACGGUGGGUGGAUCUUGAGAUCGAUGUGUUUUUUUAUGUACUUUGAGUUUUUAAUAGAUAUAAGUCACUACAUUCCAUUUCAGUCACUAAAUUUCUAUCUUAUAUAUAAAUAUAUUUAGAAAAGGUAUAAAAUGGCUCAAACAGGUUGAAUCUCGAUCAAACCAUUAAACUUUAAACUGCUUGCUUGACCGGCUCAAUGACUUAAACCGGUUUGACAACUUUGGUUAUAACCAUUAAGAUUACAAUGUUCAUCAUUGAAGAAAAGUUAUAAGAAUUACAAAAAAAUAAAAAAAAAUAAUUUUCAUGUCAUCUUAAUGUCAUACGAAAUUCAGCAUUUCAAAUAAUUUAAAAUUUAAAAACACAUAAUAAUUCAUAAAUACAUUAUAUUCAAAUAACAUUCCGACCCACGGGUCGAACAACAAGCUAGUAAUAAUUAAAAUGCAAUUUAGACCAAGGGGCGAAGAAGAUAAAUGGCUAAAUUACACGUUUGGUCACUCAAAUUAUACAAAAAUUUCAUGUUUGCCACUCGAAUUACUUUUCUUUCUUAUUCGCCACUAACUUUACGAAUCGUUUCACCGUUAGUCACCCGCCGUUACCCUCUGUUAAAUUUGUCCUACGUGGCAGUCAACCAUAAAGUUUGACCGUUAACUAGAUGACGUGGAAAUUAAAAAAAUUAAAUAAUAAAUUUAUUUUUCCAUCUCAUCAUUCCACAUUGUCUAUAUAAAUUAUCAUAUUAAUUAUUUAAUAGGAAUUAAUACAUUACAAUAAGGUUUGGGUGGAAAAACACUAAAUCCGGCGGGAUUCCAUGGUUUUCUGCGCCUACUUCCCCCUUCUUCCCUUCGUCUUCCAAAUCCCCCCAUCUAAUUGCUGGUACGUUCCUUCUCCUCCUCCUUUCCCUCUCUCUGUUUCUGCCACGGCCCACGGAUUGCUCGUUCCUUUCCCAGUCUUCUUUUCGUUUCCUUUCCUCCUAUUAAUUUCCCCAAAGUAUUUUCUCCCAAUGAUGAACCCAAAUCGCAGAAGGCUUCACUGAUUUAAUCAGACUAACGAGGAUUCCCCCUGUCCACUAGUGUUUGUUUAUAUUUUUGGACCUGAUCAGUGUACGGUGUGUAGUCUGGCAGUUUGAAUCAAAUCCCUAGCCACUCUUCAUUGCUGCUUCUUCUUCAGGGGCUAUGAAUUGUUGAUUUUUUUUUCAAUCGGAGAAUGGAUCCGAAGAUUAUCGCUCAUUUGUUCAGUUUUUUUCUCGUCAUGAUCUAUGAGCAGUGAAAAAAGCCCUUGCUCCUAUUAGGGUUCACAUAUGGCACUGGUGACAACUGCCGAGGUCUGCGACGCCAACCCGCAGCUAAUCGUGAACGGCGAGCUCAGAGCACUGGAACCCAUCUUCCAGAUAUACGGUCGCCGCCAGGUGCUGUUCGAGGACAACGUCCUCAUCCUGGAGUUCCUCGAGGAGAAAGGCAACGACAGGGUACUCGUGGUGGUCGACGAUGGUGGCAUACUGGGCCGCAAACCCGGUGGUUCGGGCUCAAAACAACAGCUGGUCUGGGAUCGUGGUGAGGCUGCAUUCGGGAUGUCGACGAAAUCAUAUAAACAAAGGAAUAUAAACAAAAGAAUGGAAUGAGGUGGAAAAAAAAUUUACUUUUAAUUUAUUUUUAAUUUCCACGUCAUCUAGUUAACAGUCAAACUUUAUGGUUGACUGCCACGUAGGACAACUUUAACAGAGUGUAACGGCGGGUGACUAACGGUGAAACGAUUCGUAAAGUUAGUGGCAAAUAAGAAAGAAAAGUAAUUCGGGUGGCAAACAUGAAAAUUUUGUAUAAUUUGAGUGACCAAACAUGUAAUUUAGCCGAAGAUAAAUGAAUGGAAGCAUGUAUGCAAAAGCUGCCACUGGCUACAUUCCAAAAUAACACUUCCUCGGACAUCUUCACCCCUGUCACAUCAAAAAAGAAAAUUAUAAUGGAUAA
This is a messenger RNA of Linum trigynum, 3853 nucleotides long. The record is from the annotation of a GenBank genome assembly. NCBI's taxonomy places the organism in Eukaryota, Viridiplantae, Streptophyta, Magnoliopsida, Malpighiales, Linaceae.